AUGACUAGCAUAGCUCACCCGUCUGGACGAAACACACCUACCAUUCAGACCUAUUUGAUUGUCAGUGCAGUAGCAACAACCAACCAACCAACCAACCAACCAUCCAACCAGCCAGCCAUUCAGCCAACCAUGCAGCUAAUUGAAGGUGCUCCGUCUCUGUCGGUCGUCUGUCUGCUAGGGCAAACAACUGACAAGGUGUUGCAGACUAUUCGGUUAUUUCCCUUUCCACGUGCGGCCACUGCCGAGAGCCCUCCACGAGAAGCAGCAGCAGCUAGCAGACCGGAUCCAGAACAACAACCUGCGAUACGCGCCGUACUACUGGGCAUAGUUUCAGUGCCAGUGCUGAUGCUCCUCGCAAUAGAUGCCGAAGACGGCAUUCUUCAAACUCAUCAAAUCGCUACAAAAUACGGAUAUAGAACGGAAGUCCAUAGAGUGGAAACCCACGAUGGAUUCGUUGUAGAAAUGCAUCGACUGUCGGCAUCCCCAAUGACAGGUGAAUAUGAUUCCGACAAACCACCAGUAUUUAUUAUGCAUGGCUUGCUGGGAUCAUCGGCAGACUGGAUUUUGAUCGGCCCUCAAAAUGCCCUUCCUUAUUUACUUUCGGAUCGCGGAUAUGAUGUUUGGCUUGGCAAUGCUCGAGGAAAUCGCUACAGUCGGAAACAUAGUUAUUUAUCGAUAGAAACGAAAGACUACUGGGACUUCUCUUGGCAUGAAAUUGGUAUCUACGACGUUCCGGUGAUGAUCGAUCAUAUCCUACACAUCCGAGGAGUUAAUCGAUUGCACUACAUAGGACAUUCUCAGGGUACCACUGCGUUUCUCGUGAUGACAUCUUUGAAGCCCGAAUUCAAUGAAAAAGUUAUAAAACUACACGCGCUGGCACCUGCUGCAUAUUUAUAUUAUCUUAACAACCCCUUAAUGCGAUAUCUUGCAACGCAUUUACAAACAGCAACGGCUGUCGUUAAUAUCUUGGGAGUCAAUCAGGUCAUGCCGGCUGCACCUUUCUUCAACCACCUGGCUAACCUGUUCUGUCCGAACAAUAGAGAUUCCUGUGUGCACACAAUGUUUCUUCUAUCUGCUGCCGGUGCGUCCAUCAAGCAGUUCAUCCACUUCGGACAGAUGGUUCAGUCCGGACACUUUCGGCAGUUCGAUUAUGGAUCGUCCAACAACUCCCAAAUCUAUCAGUCAUUCGAACCGCCGGAUUACAAUCUUACGUAUGUGCGUGCUCCGGUCGCUAUUUACUACGGAUCGAACGAUCAGCUUACCCAUCCCAUCGAUGUUCGUCGACUAGCCCAGGAACUACCGAACCUGGUUAUACUGAAGCAAUUUCCCUACAAUCACAUGGACUUUCUGCUGGCCGCCGAUGCGAAGGAUGUACUGUAUGAACAUAUUUUGGCCAGCAUCGAAACGGACAGUUUGUUCGCGAAUACUACGAUUUAAAUUUGUCACAUUGUGUUUUUUUUUUCAAUUGUAUAGAGGGUUUUUACCUUUUGGGUUAGGAAAGCUCUCUGGGCCUAUGACGAAUUAGGAAUCGAACGGUGAGUUUAAGGUAAUUGUAUAUAUAUUUUUAAUUUUAGAACCGAAGAUUGAAUAUUCAUAAAAGAAUGAUACUCAAAAAUACUAA
Malaya genurostris is the source of this 1621-nucleotide messenger RNA. Its product is annotated as lipase 3-like. Lineage: Eukaryota; Metazoa; Arthropoda; Insecta; Diptera; Culicidae. The record is from RefSeq and is a predicted model, not a curated record. The transcript is spliced from 6 exons. Gene Ontology annotation, biological process: lipid metabolic process. The coding region runs from base 1 to 1437 and encodes 478 amino acids.